Molecule: messenger RNA, 357 nt
Organism: Ogataea philodendri
Lineage: Eukaryota; Fungi; Ascomycota; Pichiomycetes; Pichiales; Pichiaceae
Exons: 1
Coding region: 1-357 (118 amino acids)
Source: RefSeq, a predicted model, not a curated record
AUGGCCAGACAGUUGAUAAUCACCAUUUUUCCGCGAAACUUGGCUGGCGAUAGCUCUCCAAUGUACAGCGGUGCAAUCAGAGACCCAAUACCAACACCAAGACCCAUAACCAGUCGUCCGCAAAUCAUAUUGACGACUUUCGAGGCCGUCAGCUGCAUUAACGCCCCGGUGACAAACAGAACGUUGCAGAGAACAACAGUGAACUUGCGGCCACAAGUGUCUGCUAUAAACCCGGCAAAAAUACAGGCUAUCAGCGCUCCAAGCGAGGUUCCACUGGUGAUCCACUCUUUCUCUUCAACCAACAAUUCUCUCCCGUCGAGGUCCGACCCGAUGGUCACCAGCACAGAGGAGAUGUAG